Penicillium subrubescens is the source of this 327-nucleotide messenger RNA. RefSeq lists its product as uncharacterized. The record is from RefSeq and is a predicted model, not a curated record. The transcript has 2 exons. Bases 1 to 327 code for a protein of 108 amino acids. NCBI's taxonomy places the organism in Eukaryota, Fungi, Ascomycota, Eurotiomycetes, Eurotiales, Aspergillaceae.
AUGCUGGAAAUCGCGUGUGAACAUGAGCAGGAGAAGACUGGAGAUUGGCGACCGAAUCGAAGUGAGACUGAGUGGCCCCCACCUGCCAAGUCAUUGAGGCUUGAAAUGACCUGCUGGCGCAUUGAGCCCGAGGUCGGCUAUUGUUCUGAUCGAGUCAAGUCUCAAGGGCUGUCAGGUAUCGUUUUGGACAUGCCAAAGAAGAAUAGCGAGGGUGAGAAUGAACCAUGUUGUAAGCUUCUGCUCAACAUCAAGCCCCAGCUGAAGGUUCACCAGCUGAAGGCCCAAAGUGCCGAUUCAGACGCGACUGUGGCGUGGCACCAGCUCUAA